AUGUUUUCCAUAUCCAUGGAGGUGUCUGAAGACGCUUCUCGCGAUGGCAACCUCGACAGGGCGGCCGUCGAAACCCAGCCUGACGGCUCGAGCUCGAAGAUCGAGUUCAGCCUGGGCAACCCGCGCGUGGAGCACGUGACGGGCGUGAUUCACCUCUACCGCCAAGUGGAGGCGUAUGACGGGACGGAAGGGGCGUCUGAGGAGGUGGUAGUGGCGGGGAGGUGCUGUCGACUGUGCGUGUUGGCUGUGCCUGCCGAUGUGGGUGUGAAGGACUUCUGCACUUUUUGUGGGGCCUACCUCCAGUACAUAAAGGAGAUGAUUUUUUUGAGGAAGGGGACAGGGAGGAACACGGCAUACAUGGUGUACCUCCGUUUUGACACUGAAGACUCCGCUGAGAGCUUCUUUUCAGAAUACAACCGCAAACCGUAUUCGCUUUUGGAGAAGGAAGUUGUCUGGAAGCUGGUGUAUGUUCGCGAGUUGGAGUUCCACACUGAGGGUGCAGCACACCCCCGUGCAGGGGAGACCGAGCUGCCGACCUGCCCUGUGUGCUUGGAGCGACUUGAUCAGCACAUCAGUGGCGUUGUGACAACAGUUUGCAACCACCAAUUCCACAACGAGUGCCUGAUGAAGUGGGGCGACGUGACUUGCCCAGUGUGUCGUUAUUGCAUGCAAAGAACAUCGGGCACCACACGAUGCAGCAUCUGCGGGGCUGAUGAAGAUCUGUGGAUCUGUCUCAUUUGUGGAAAAGUCGGCUGCGGGAGGUACAAGAGCGGACACGCCAUAGACCACUGGAAGCAGUCCCAGCACUGCUAUGCGCUAUGUGUGGAAAGCCAAAGGGUGUGGGACUAUGUCCGUGAUGGUUAUGUGCAUCGACUGAUACGUUCGAAAACAGGCGGCAAGCUCAUCGAAGUGCCAACACCUGGGGCAGAAGGGGAAGGCUCUGGUGGGACCGGAUCAUCCGCAGGGUGCACAAAAGGGAAUGAGGCUAAAUACGACGAAGAAGGCGAUGCCAUGGUUGCCAGCAAGUUAGACGCCAUCGCCUUCGAGUACAAUCACCUGCUCACUGCCCAAUUGGAGAGUCAAAGGCAGUACUUUGAGGAUCUGCUGUGCAAAAUGGAGGCUGAGGCGGAGCGGCGAUGCCAAUCUGCCAGCGAAGCAGCUGUGAGGUCGAGCUCAAGGUCAGUUGAAGAAUCUAAAGGGCAAGCCAAGGACGCCAUGAAACAGUGCAAGAUGGCACAAAAAAAGAUGGCGGAGAUGUCCAGCGAGUUGAGCAAGCUGAAAGAGGAGAAAGAAUUUCUUCGGAAUUUGAAUGAAACACUCCUGAUGAACCAGAAAGAAUGGAGAGACAAGUCUAGAAACCUGGAAGAGCAACUGCAGCAGGUCAAGCAGGAAAAAGAUGCAGUCAUUAAGGAUUUAGAAGAUCAAGCACGAGAUCUGAUUAUGUUCAUCGAGUCCCAGAAAGUCAUUUCCGAGAAUGGGGAGGACCUGCAAGGUGGUUCACUGCUUGCAUUGCCAGAAGGGCAGAGGCCAGUGAUUUCAAGGGGCAGGAGAGGCGCACGACGUCAGCGCUCGUGA
Molecule: messenger RNA, 1575 nt
Organism: Ostreobium quekettii
Lineage: Eukaryota; Viridiplantae; Chlorophyta; Ulvophyceae; Bryopsidales; Ostreobiaceae
Source: the annotation of a GenBank genome assembly